CUCAUUUUCACUCACCAAAGUGACCUACACUCAUAUUUCACCGUCCCCCGUCACCACUCCUCAUCACUCUCAAAUCUCGGAACCGCGCUCAUUCACUCGUCGGAACGAUUCGCUCACUCGUUCUCUGUCAGAACAACUCGCUCUCUCUUCCCAUUGACGAAGAACGACAAGCUGGCGAUGGCGAUGGCGAACUGCCUGGAGAACUGAGAUGGCAGUGAUAGCGAGCUGAGACAGUAGCACCAAACAAAGAUGGUUUGAAGCUUCAACCGAGUUUAAAGGACUAGCUUGGUUCUACUUCAAAAAUGAUGGUCUUUCAAGCAAGAUCUAUACGACAUGUAGAAGCCGUUCGACAUACCUGUGGAUCUAGAUGGUCCUUUACACUUUAUUCUCAUUACUCAGAUACACCUCACAAGAAGUCCAAGCUUGCUCCUUUACAGGAAAGAAAAAUGAUAGACAGGGUCAAGAUAUUUGCGAAAGGCGGAGAUGGUGGGCAUGGUUGCUCCAGCUUUCGCCGUAGCCGACAUGAUCGCUUGGGCAGACCUGAUGGUGGCAAUGGUGGCAGAGGUGGAGAUGUGAUUUUGGAAUGCUCUCCUAGAGUUUGGGACUUCAGUGGUUUACAACGUCACCUUAUAGCUGAGAAAGGAGGACAAGGAACAUCCAAGAAUAAGAUAGGAACAAGGGGUGCAGAUAAGGUUGUCCAUGUCCCAGUUGGUACUGUACUGCAUCUUGUUAGCGGUGAUAGUCCUGCUAUGGUCAAAAUUCAACCCUCAGCCGAUGUUGAUCCUUGGGAAAUUCCUGGUGCACUUGUUGGUGAUCUUUCUGACCCUAGCAACGAUGAUUUAAUAUCCACUGUUUCUGGUGCGGAAAGAGUCAAUGAAAUACAUGGUAGCUUAUCAGAAGCUGCUGAAACAAAUGCUCAGAAAUCUGUAAAAUCAAGACAAGUUGCACCAACAGAUGAAUUUUCUCAGCUUUCAACUGCUAGCGGAACUUCCGAAUCUGAUGCAGAGGAUAUAGGAGAAAAACGAGACAUGCUAUAUAAUGUUGCUGAAGUAACAGAAGAAGGUCAACAAAUUGUCAUUGCUCGUGGAGGAGAGGGUGGUCUGGGCAAUGCAUCUACUUUCAAAGAUUCAAGGAAGACUUCAACUGCAAUGACAGGGUCAUGUCAAGACAUAUCUAAUGCCGAGGAUCAUGACGGCGGUCACUCCUCUGCGAGAGCCGGCUUGCCUGGUUCCGAGACUGUUCUUGUAUUAGAGCUCAAGAGCAUUGCUGAUGUUAGCUUUGUAGGAAUGCCAAAUGCUGGAAAAAGCACUCUGCUUGGAGCUAUAUCAAGGGCUAAGCCUAGUGUUGGUUCCUAUGCUUUCACCACUCUUAGGCCUAAUUUGGGAAAUCUGAACUUUGAUGAUUUAUCAAUAACUGUGGCUGAUAUUCCUGGUCUCAUAAAGGGCGCACACCAAAACCGUGGACUCGGACAUGCGUUUCUACGCCACAUAGAACGUACGAAGGUUCUGGCAUAUGUGCUGGACUUGGCUGCUGCUUUAAAUGGAAGGAAGGGAAUUCCACCAUGGGAACAGCUGAGAGACCUGAUUCUUGAGCUUGAGUACCAUCAGGAAGGUUUAUCAAAAAGACCAUCGUUGAUUGUGGCAAAUAAGAUUGAUGAGGAAGGUGCAGACCAAGUAUACGAUGAGUUAAAGAGAAGGGUCCAUGAUGUUCCUAUCUUUCCGGUGUGUGCUGUUUUGGAGGAAGGGAUACCAGAGCUUAAAGCUGGCCUCAAAAUGCUUGUCAAUGGUGAAAUGUCACGUGGUCUUUGCUUAGAUCAAAUUUUGCUUGCUUAGAUUGAUACUCAACUCAAAGUCUAGGGUUUAGGGUGUAAACCAAGAUAAACUCUAAAAAGCAAUAAUCAUUAUCUAAUCAAACCAUUUGAUAUGUCCAAUUUUUUUAAUGAAA
This is a messenger RNA of Arachis duranensis, 1944 nucleotides long. Its product is annotated as probable GTP-binding protein OBGM, mitochondrial. Gene Ontology annotation, molecular function: magnesium ion binding; GTP binding; GTPase activity. The record is from RefSeq and is a predicted model, not a curated record. The transcript has 6 exons. Bases 303 to 1832 code for a protein of 509 amino acids. NCBI's taxonomy places the organism in Eukaryota, Viridiplantae, Streptophyta, Magnoliopsida, Fabales, Fabaceae. Gene Ontology annotation, cellular component: mitochondrion.